AUGCUUGGCUCAGUACUCCCAGAACUCGCCGUACGAUCCAUCGUUCCAUGCUUCGAUGGUGAAGUCGUAGCCGCCACCUUCGCCGAGUCGAUAGCGGCGCGAUCAAAGUCAAGACUCUUGCUCUGGAAUACUUCAGACUUCACUCCACAAGCCGAGUCUGCCACUCCGAUACCCCAGUACCAGCCACUGGCAGACCAAGUCGAGUGCCUUGUCGGCGCCUAUGGACAUGGACUUGUCUUCCUGCACCAGGACGGCUGGAUCUGCUCUGCCGACUCUCUGAAUUUCGAUGUCGAGUAUUAUGACCGCCACUUCUUCGUUCCCACAGACUGGCUAAGUACAACGGGCAAUUUGAUGCUUGGGAUCUUCCGGAAUGGGAAUAUUGUUUUUGUGCAGCGCGACGAGCUUGUUGUAAUUAGACGAGGUUUGGAACAUUUCGAGCAAGGUCAGUCACGAGGUAAUGGAAAGAGACCCUCGUUGACAAGAACGAUGGUGUCGGAUUCCGCGGUAGAUGCGGUGUCCUCGAAGACUCGGUAG
Molecule: messenger RNA, 534 nt
Organism: Endocarpon pusillum Z07020
Lineage: Eukaryota; Fungi; Ascomycota; Eurotiomycetes; Verrucariales; Verrucariaceae
Exons: 1
Coding region: 1-534 (177 amino acids)
Source: RefSeq, a predicted model, not a curated record